Molecule: messenger RNA, 713 nt
Organism: Moneuplotes crassus
Lineage: Eukaryota; Ciliophora; Spirotrichea; Euplotida; Euplotidae
Source: the annotation of a GenBank genome assembly
UCUCAAAUAGGAUCGUAAUGGGGACGUGAUGAACAACACCUUCUGCUCAUACUAAGGAACAGGCAGAGAAAGAUAUUAAGAAGCAUAAAAGAGGGGAAAAACAGACAAAACCGAAAGAACCCUCCGUUGACUACUCUGACUUUAGGAACAAUCCUAUACUAAAGCCAGCGCCUCUUGACAAUCCUCAGGAUCAUGGCAGUAACCCUGAUGAUAUGGGCCUUUCGAUGGCUACUGCUUCUAAGUUGCACAAUAUACAACCAAAGGACGAAAGGACGGAAUCUAAAGUUGUCGAAUUUGGAGUUGAUAUGAGAAACAUGAAUGAUACCGUAAGGGAAAGUCAAAUUUCUCGUAAUACUGAGAAGAGACAUCCAGAUGACAUCGUGGUUUCCUUCAAACCAUCAAAUCUAACUAAUCAAACAGACGAUUUAGACAGCCUUGACAUGUCAUUUGGAGGAGCGAGGUCUUCAGGCUUCAAGAGUGAUUAUAAUUCUACAGUAAUCAGAGCUAAUGAGGAAACUCAUGACACUGGGCGAGCACCCGAUGAAUAUCAAUAAUUCGUCAUUUAUUCAUAAUUUUUGGCGAAUUGAUUAAACUGUAACCCUUUUACGACUGCACUAAGCUUCUAGAGUAGUUAAUAAGGGACUAGUCUUUGAGCUAGCUGUCUUAAUCAUUUCAUAAUAUCACCAUAUAAAAGAGCUUCUGCUUUCUGUUUA